AUGAAUUCAACCACUCUGUAGUUUUCUUUUGGAAUGGAAUACCCAUAGAAUUUUACGAACUAUAUUGAUCCCCAAAUUUACACAAUUAAAGCCUACUAAAUGUCAAAAAAGAUGGUAUUUAAUCCACAAACUAAUUAAAAAGAUAUAAUUUGGUAAAAAGAUUAUUUCAAAAUUUAGUAAUGUGCUUAAGAUAACUUCUAAAACCCAAAAACGAGAGAAAAUUUUCUAAAUAGCAGCUACCAAGACCUUUACUGCUUUGAAAAAUCUUCAUAACUGGCUAUAUAAGGUGAUUAUCUUUAAGAUAAUUAUGACUUAGUUUAUAUUGAAGUUUAUCCUUGCUAAGAAAAUUGCAAAUCUUAAUAAGAAAUAGAAAGCCUUUUAGGUUUAGGUUAUUUUGCAAUUUAUUAUUCCGAUGUUAUUGUUGAUCCUUCUAUUAAAGAUAAUCCUUUUAAAUUUUAUAAUAGAGACAUUUACUGGGCAACUAGUUUAAAUAGUCCUAAGAUAGCUAACUUAUACUAUAGAAACAACUACGUUGAAAGCGAUUUCGGAUGGAUAUUUGCUGAUUCUGAAACCUAGAGAUAUCCAUCUUUUAGUUAUUCUGAUCUUCAAAAUGUAUCUGAUUCAGAUUUCUUUAUGUAAGUGAUAAUAAGGUUUGAGAAAUAAAAAGAAAAUAUGAUAUAUAGAAAUUAUGCAAGAAUUCAAGACAUUCUAUCUGAGAUAGGAGGUUUUGCUUAAUCAUUAAUAGCAAUAGGAUUUUUUUUGAGUAAAUUCAUAUCAUAGGGAAUGCUUUAUAUAUCUAUUAUUAAUGAUGUUUUUACUUUCAAAAAAAAGAAAUAAUAGGAAGUAUAAAAUUAAGAUUAUUCUAAAAUAUAAGAAAAGUUUUAAUCUCCUUUAAUUACUAAUAAAAGUCCUUACUUGUAAGAUUUUGAUGAAAAAGUAAAAAUCAAAUCAAAUUUAAAUAUGAAAACUUCUAAAAAAAUUGAUUUAUCUCCAAAUGUUGAUUUUAAUAAGUAAAUGAGGUUGUCUAAUUUAUCUUAAUUUAAAAAUUAGCAACAAAAUAAUUUUAAUUAGAGUCUGCGAUUUCAUGAAUAAAGAAAUUCAAAAUAAGAUCCCUUCAAAAAUUAUUUGGAAAGUUAGCAGAAUUUAAAUAAACUCACUGGAAUAGACUAUCUAAAGAUAUUUUUAUGGCCUUUUAAAAAUAAAAAAUUAAAUCAAAAUAAGAGAAUUCUUUAACAGAGUCUGAAAAGGCUCUAUGGCAAAAUAGAUUUAAUCAAAAUUAUAUCCUAGCUGGAAGAAAUUGAUAAGUUAAAAAAAGUAAUUUUAAAUGAAGAAUAAUUAAAAUUGUUUGAAUUAAUCAAAUGUCCUGCAAUAUUGGAAGAAGAAUUGUAUGCUAAUGAAAACUCGAACUAAAAUGACGAAUAAAUGAAUCAGCUAAAUAAGCUCAAAGAAGGACUUAAUGCUUAUUUAAUUAUUUAACAAAAACAUGAAAUAUCUGAUAUUGAUUUAAAGAUUUUAGAAAAUAUAGACCCUGAACUAAUAAAAUUGUUUAGCUAGAGUUAAUAACCACGCUUUUAAUAAGAACAAAAAACUACCCAUAAAGUUAAUUAACUCAAUUAAUCAUAAUAAUUAUACUCCUUUUUGAACUAGAUGGAUGCAAGUAUAAACUUUUCUCCUUUUAAGAUAAAUUGUGACACUUAAAUAGAAAUAUCUAAGUAAAAAUCUGAGCAUAAGAAGUUGGAUAAGUUAAUUUCAUGCUAAUAAAAUAAUAUUAACAAUUUUAUAACAAAUAAUAACAAUAAAGUAGACUAUGAAUAUGACUAAGUAAUCUAAAUUGAUUCUAAGUAAAGUAAUUCAUAAUAAUCAAACGUUAGCUAAUCACUUAACAAUAAUACUUCUAAUAAUGAAUCUUCAAUAAUUGUUUUCUCAUAAAAAACAACUUUAAAUUAAAUUGAAUGA
Molecule: messenger RNA, 1956 nt
Organism: Tetrahymena thermophila SB210
Lineage: Eukaryota; Ciliophora; Oligohymenophorea; Hymenostomatida; Tetrahymenidae
Product: lecithin:cholesterol acyltransferase family protein
Exons: 2
Biological process (GO): reciprocal meiotic recombination
Cellular component (GO): nucleus
Molecular function (GO): double-stranded DNA binding
Source: RefSeq, a predicted model, not a curated record